AAGAAAAUAAAGGCUGAAAAUUAAAAAAAUUACCCAUUUGAGUCUCUCCAAGGAAAUACAAGGGCACAUCCUGCAAUUCCUUUAACCAUUUCUGAAUUGUUCAUCUUUGCCUCAUGAAGCUGGUUGAUGGUUAGGGCUUCAUUUCUGGUGCAGUUAGGGCUUUCGACAAAUUCAUGGCGGCUGCUAAUCCUCAGCCUUUGCAAGCGCGUCCUUUCCAGGAACAUGUCCAAGUUCCUUCAAUGAUGGGGGACGACGACGGUGAAUAUGAAGAUGGUGGUGGUGGUGGUGGUGGCGGCGGCGGCGGCGGCGGCGGCGACGUUAUGGAUGAUGUCGAAGAGGCUCGUAUGACUUCAGUGAGCGUCGCGAACCUUGGGGGGUUGGUUAUGGCGUCUAGAACUAGUGAACUUACGCUUUCUUUCGAGGGCGAGGUUUAUGUGUUCCCUGCAGUUACUCCCGAAAAGGUGCAAGCCGUGCUCUUACUUCUUGGAGGGCGUGACGUACCAACCAGUGUACCCACAAUGGAAGUACCAUAUGAUCAUAUUAACAGGGGUAUGGUUGACACCCCAAAGCGCUCCAACUUAUCACGGAGAAUAGCCUCCCUGGUUAGAUUUCGUGAAAAACGGAAAGAGAGAUGUUUUGACAAGAAAAUUAGGUACACCGUACGGAAAGAGGUUGCACAGAGGAUGCACCGUAAGAAUGGCCAGUUUGCAUCCUUAAAAGAAAGUUCAGGUGCUUCAAGUUGGGAGUCAGCACAUAGUUGCCUCCAAGAUGGUACUCGUUCAGAAACUGUUUUGCGGAAAUGUCAACAUUGUGGUGUUAGUGAGAACAAUACACCUGCAAUGCGUCGUGGCCCUGCUGGACCAAGAACUUUAUGCAAUGCAUGUGGUUUGAUGUGGGCAAACAAGGGCACGUUGAGAGAUCUCAGCAAGGGAGGGAGAAACGUGUCUGUGGAUCACACGGAACCUGAAACCCCAAUGGAUGUCAAACCCACAAUCAUGGAGGGAGAAUUUUCGGGCAUCCCGGAUGAACAUGUACUACUCUAUUUUUCUCUCCAUUACAAAUACUCCUUCCAUUUGGCUAGCUUGUGUUAUCUGCAAGCCAAUGCACAUACAAUAUGCAUGCAGGGAACUCCCGAGGAUCCUGGUAAAACUAUGACUGAAGGCUCGAGUAAUCCUUCUGUUGACCUUGAUGAGGAGGAAGACAUAAAUGAAACCACUGGUGGCCAAACAAAUUCGUUGCCCAUGCAAAUUGUCAAUGAUUCAACAAAUGAUGAUGAGCAGGAACCUCUUAUUGAACUUGCUAAUCCUUCGGAUACCGAUAUAGACAUCCCCACUAACUUUGAUUAGAAGGUAAAUCGUUUGCUUAGGCAACGGGUCAAGGAGAUUUCAAAUAAUACGUUGGCUGUUAAUAAUUUCUUGUGCCGUCAUAAAUCCUAGAUGUUAAAAGUUAGUAUCAACAAUGGAGUGGCAGAUAGGACUUGUAUAAUUACAAAAACGUCCAUGACAUAAGGUUCAAGUGUGCAGUGGUCAUCUUUCAACCCCAGGAGGUUGCACGCUGCUUUCAGCUAACGUUAGAUUGUCCGACGAUGUUGAUAUUUCUGCCAGAAACUGUUUGUGUUCUCUGUACAAGUCGAGUUGUUAGAGGAUUCACUUGAGUUCUUCCAUCAGUUUAUGAUCUGAGUGAUUCAUUUAGUAGGGUGGUUACUCUUGAUUCAAUUUCAUUGGAAGUCUUCUUCCAUAAUUUAUCGUCAUAAUGAUGAAGGGAUCAAAUCCUUGUUGUGUUUGUAUCUUAAGAUAGACCUUUGUGUUGCUUCUAGUUGACAAUGUUAUUAUAUACAAUGACUCAUUAAGCAAUUGGUAAUAGAAUAAACUUGCACAUUACUAGCCU
Messenger RNA from Cucurbita maxima (winter squash), 1887 nucleotides. Its product is annotated as GATA transcription factor 19-like. NCBI's taxonomy places the organism in Eukaryota, Viridiplantae, Streptophyta, Magnoliopsida, Cucurbitales, Cucurbitaceae. The record is from RefSeq and is a predicted model, not a curated record. The coding region runs from base 174 to 1346 and encodes 390 amino acids. Gene Ontology annotation, molecular function: zinc ion binding; protein binding; sequence-specific DNA binding. The transcript has 10 exons. Gene Ontology annotation, biological process: regulation of DNA-templated transcription.